AUGGGGCAUUUCGAUAUCUUCAUUCUUCUGGCCAUUAUUUGGAAGCUCCGUCAUAUAAAGGCAUAUUUUCGGCAUCACUGCAUCCGCACUCGGCCUUUCCCCCUCCGUCUCCUAGCGGCGCCCGAAGCCCUCCUAGACACAGGCCGAAUGCACCGAUUACCAUCCGUCAAAUACGUCAACAUCGUCGGCGUCCUUUCCGGCACGGUUCUCACCGAGCUGAAUUACUUCGUGAAUAUACUGCCCAAGUUCGAGGACCGAUGCGUCCGUAUGAAGUCCGCUUUUACUCUGAACGCAAUCACUAUACUCUCCAUCCUCAUGACCAUCGGUCUCUUGGUGAUGGCUGGGGUGAUUCACGACGGUGUCGUGCUGGUCCGGGUCUCUAGUAUAGCGUUAUCUCCUUGCACGGCACGUCUCUCGGCUUACUGGUCUCCGAAGUUAUCGGAACGGAAAGACACGGCGGAAGUCCUGGAUGGGAAUGUUGUUAUUCAUACGCGCGGGGGAGCCCUGAUUGCGGUGUAUGGCAAGCAAGAUGGGAAGUCGCGGCAGUUCUUUUUGGCGGCUAGUACACUCCUCCUGAUGGCGUCUGUGAUUAAGCUCAGCAAUAGCAGCGGGAAGAUGCAGAUUGCCGUCGGUGCGGCGUAUUUUACUCUUAAAUUUCUCACCUGGGGUUUGGCGUGGGCGUUUGAACCCAAGGAUAUCUGGGAUAUGGAAAGGAAUCAGCCGUUGGAUGCAGAUGCGCCGGUCGCACCUCAGCCCACGACAAUGACACGAGCAUUAUGGUAUGCCAUACGACAUACAAAGGGGAUCGCCUGGGAAGCGCACGAGAAUGCUGAGAAAGGGAACUGGGAAUGGCCGGCAGUGGAAAGAAAGAACGAACUAAUGGCUCAGGCCGAUCAAGCCAGUCAGCAGCGGUUACUAGAGUCAGAACCGGGUGCUUGGUAUCCAAAAUGGGGCGGCUAGACCCAACACAGUAGACAGCAAAGAGCAAGAAUUGGGCGAAGAAUCCACCCAUUGACUAGCUCAGGUGUGCUUAUGCACGAAUCGAUCACUAUUGUCCCUAUCUAGGUCGGAUAGUCGAC
Aspergillus alliaceus is the source of this 1079-nucleotide messenger RNA. RefSeq lists its product as uncharacterized. The coding region runs from base 1 to 960 and encodes 319 amino acids. Lineage: Eukaryota; Fungi; Ascomycota; Eurotiomycetes; Eurotiales; Aspergillaceae. The record is from RefSeq and is a predicted model, not a curated record. The transcript is spliced from 5 exons.